Molecule: messenger RNA, 2313 nt
Organism: Aspergillus vadensis CBS 113365
Lineage: Eukaryota; Fungi; Ascomycota; Eurotiomycetes; Eurotiales; Aspergillaceae
Product: Zn(II)2Cys6 transcription factor
Exons: 7
Coding region: 1-2313 (770 amino acids)
Biological process (GO): positive regulation of transcription from RNA polymerase II promoter by galactose; DNA-templated transcription
Cellular component (GO): nucleus
Molecular function (GO): zinc ion binding; RNA polymerase II cis-regulatory region sequence-specific DNA binding; DNA-binding transcription factor activity, RNA polymerase II-specific
Source: RefSeq, a predicted model, not a curated record
AUGGUUGAGGCUGAUAGUGAACGUGCCCAGGAGGCGCAGGCGACUCCAGCAAGGCCGACCUCAGAUAUCACAUUCCACAGCAUCGCUAGCGAGACUCGAUCUGCCAAACGGCGGAAGACACAACUUGCAUGUAAUGCCUGCCGUGAUCAGAAGACACGCUGUAAUGGGAACAGACCCAGCUGCUCGAGAUGUGCAAAAAAAGGUUUUACCUGCACAUAUGAAAAGGGAUCGUUGAAAAACCAAAGAUACAUUUCCACACUAGAAGAUCGCCUGAAAGAGCUCGAAAAGCACAGCCGAGGGGGUCCUGCUCGAGCCCCUCGCGAUAUAGCAGAUCCAGGACCCAGCUGUAAGGCUACCACAACAUCCGACUUCGAAGGAUGUGGAGAAACAACUCCUGUUGAACUUUACAUCACAUUGCAAGAGAGACUAAAUCACAAUACUAACUCUGCGGCAGUAAAUGGUCGUCUCAACUCUCCACCUCCACCGCUAGAAAAUUACCCUGAGGCCCAAGUUUUGAUGCAACAAGAUUCGCGCCCUUCAUUUCAGAAUGAGAUGAUUGGCACCGAUGCAACAGUAAUUGUGCCAUCGUUGGAAGACAACGAAUACUGCUCUUCUGCAAAUACGUCCACGAUGGCCCUUGUCCAGUCCACAAUGCGUGCUACAAACUCAAGCAAAAUGAGUGGUAAUAUGCCGGGGUUGAAUAUUGCCAGCAACAUAGAUCAGUUUGCCAGUCCACAGCAUAUUCGACGAAAUAGACAAAAUUCCGAAGGCCCAGAGAUAAACGCAUUUACUUUACCCACACGACGUAUGGCCGACAACUUCAUGAGUUGUUUUUGGAACUUUACACAUCCAAUAUUCCCAAUCCUCCACAAACCAACCUUUGUCAUUUCCUAUGACAGCUUAUGGGUCCCUCCGACCGAAAGCUUCUCGGGUAGCGUGUGUGGCAAAGCAGAAGACCCUAUCUUUUUGUCGACUAUGAACAUCGUCUUUGCCAUCGGCUGCCAAUUUAGCGACCUGGUCGCUCCUGGCAAGAGGACAAGCCUAGCUGAUCAAUUCUAUCAGCGGUCUAGGGCGCUGUACGACAUUGAUGCGCUAGAUUCCGCAUCGCUUCUUACCGUCCAAAUGCUGCUUCUCACCGGUCUUUAUCUGCAGUCAACGAAAUACGCGAGUCGUUGUUGGCACAUGGUUGGCCUUGCAAUCCGAACCGCACAAGACAUUGGCAUUCAUAUCGAACACACUCGGCCAUCAAAGACACAGCUUGAACGAGAAAUGAGACGCAGAGUAUGGCACAACUGUGUCAUAUUGGAUCGGUUACUCGCCCUUACGUUUGGCCGGCCAAAUAUGAUUUCCAGCAACUCGGCUGUUCCUCCACCGCUGAUAAUCGAUGAUGAGUACUUACUACAAGACGGCGAAGUAUUCAGCGAAGUCAAUCCCAGUCCAGUAUGGAAUUCUUUGAUAUAUCGUUGCGAAAGUAUCAACCAUUCGAAUGGAGGAGCUGAAGAGCUUUGGUGGUCUCGUGGAUGCCUCGAGGACGUUUUAAAGCUAAAUAGCGCUCUUGAUGACUGGCGCGACACAAUUCCUGAUAACCUACGAUUGGAGAGUGCCAUGGAAGCAAGAACUGAUCCGAGGAGCGAUACAGCUGUCUUACAAGCCAAAGUUCUCUAUUCAAGUCCCAGAUUCCUGUACAUUCGCAUCCUGUUACUAAGACCGACCCUACUUUCCGCCGCUCAGAACCGGCACCAUCUGUCCAAAGGGGAUGACUUGGGACAACUUAGGCUAGAAGAACAUCUGGCCAUGAAAGUGUGUGGAUUGUGCCUCUCGACAGUUCACACACUAGUUACCCAUCUCAACGAGAAUCUAGAUGCGGUAUAUCGAAGUUCUGGUUGGCGUACAGUACAUUUUCUUCUUGCGGCCCAACUAUGUCCUAUCCCUAGUGACGAGUUUGAUAGCGCCACCCUUCAGGAAUUGGUAUCCUGCUGCAUCACCAUACUUGAACAGCACAAACUGCAAAUCCAAUCUGCAGUUCAUGCGAUCAAGAUUCUUGAGAAUCUGCAACAUCGCGUUGUACUUGCUUGUGAGGCUGUUAUGUCUAAUUUCUUCCCUAAUUCCUUCUUAGAUAUUGACGGACUGACUAGCGACCUUUCCAAAUCCGUUGAUCCAGUGAACAUGAAUACUUUGCCGGGGGAUGAUUACACUUUCAAUACGACUUCUCAGGGUGACUUGUUACAAUUCGAUGAAAUUGACACAACACGGCUUAGUGAAGCCUGGUUCAUGGAGCAGGUUGGGGAUAUAGAGUGGUUGGGAACUUCUUGA